Messenger RNA from Nomia melanderi (Alkali bee), 6246 nucleotides. NCBI's taxonomy places the organism in Eukaryota, Metazoa, Arthropoda, Insecta, Hymenoptera, Halictidae. The record is from RefSeq and is a predicted model, not a curated record.
CGUUAAAGUGUCCAGGACGAGCUACUAGGAAUGAAUUUAUUAAACUUCCCUGUUUUCUUUAAAAUACUUGAAAAGAAAUGUAAAUUUGUAUUCACAAAUAACCACACUCCACUUUCAAUUGCAACGUUACAAUUCGUGGGUUCAAUAAUGUAUAAUUUUCUAUUCUUUUAUAGGUAGCUUCGCCGGUGCUCCUGAAAAUUAAUGUUUUUUCUAAAUAUUACAGCGGUGGGGUAAAUAGUUACACGUCCAGAUUAUUGGUUUGUACGGUGAUAGUAUUGAGCAGAUGUCAAACACCGUCUACACGAGGUCUUCAUACGGUGACUCCAUUUUGUAUAAUGUGUAAUUAGUCGUACAGCUUCUGUACUAUCCUGAGCAUUUCAUUCAGAAUGUUAUCAACGUACAUUGGAAGAUUACUAUCCGUAAAUCUCAAUUCUUUCAAGUGCAAUCUUCGCAGUAUAUCACAAAUAUCCAAUGUUAAUACGAAAGAGGCGCUUGGAAAGCGCAUAAAAGUACAGGGUUGGGUGCGGGCACUCAGGAAAAUGAAAGAGAACAUAUUCAUUGAUAUUUCUGAUGGAUUAACGCCGAAAAUGUUGCAAGUCGUUGUACCGAGAUCCCACAAGCCGGAGAAAUUAACUUACGGCAGUAGUGUUAAUGCAGAAGGGGAAUUAGUUUUGGCUCCAAACGGUAUGGUAGAAUUACACGCGAGCAAUGUUACAGUGAUCGGUGAAUGCGAUCUUAUGGAUGGGUAUCCUUUCCUUCCAAGGAAACAGUAUUCCGGGGAAUAUAAUAGACAGUAUUUACAUUUAAGACCAAGAACUAGAACUUUCUCUUCUUUACUAAGGCUAAGAGAUUUAGCAUCUUCCGCUAUUGGAAGUUACUUUAGAGACAGAGGGUUCAUUAACAUACACACUCCAAUCUUAACUUCGAAUGAUUGCGAAGGUGCUGGUGAAUUAUUUCUAGUAAAACCAUCUUCUACAGAGAUACUGAAAGCUAUGGAAAAGAAAGACAUGCUCGAAGAAGAAUUUUAUUUUAAUAGUAAGGCUUAUUUAACAGUGUCUGGACAAUUGCAUCUAGAAGCUGUUGCAAGAGCUCUUACAAAUGUAUAUACUUUUGGACCAACAUUUAGAGCUGAAAAUUGUAAAUCAAGAUUGCAUUUGUCUGAAUUUUACAUGUUAGAAGCUGAAAUAGCAUUUAUUAAUACUCUUGACAAUCUAAUGGAUGAAAUUGAAUUAAUGAUCAAAUUUAUUACUAAAGAAUUAGUUGAGAAAGGUACUUCCGACAUGAAUUUUAUUGGUGCUCAUGAACCACAGUGGUUGAAUCAAAAGUUUACACGCAUAACAUAUGAUGAUGCAUUUCGGAUAUUAGAAAGUAAUGUUCAGACAUUAGAAACACCUGUUACUUAUGGAAAAACGCUCACUAAAGAGCAAGAAUUAUUUUUAAUAGAACAGAACAAUAAUAUUCCUAUAUUUGUCAUGAAUUGGCCAAAAGAAAGUAAAGCCUUUUAUAUGAAAGAAUGUAAUGAUGAUACUUCAAAGGUUGCUGCUAUGGAUCUAUUAGUUCCUGUAGUAGGGGAGUUAGUAGGAGGGAGUUUGCGUGAAGAUGAUUAUGAAAAAUUGCAAUCAAAAUUACCUGUAAAAUCCAAUCUCUCUUGGUAUUUAGAACUUCGUAAAUAUGGAAAUGUCCCAACAGGUGGUUUUGGAAUGGGUUUUGAGAGAUUUUUACAAUGUGUUUUGGGUAUAGCUAAUAUUAAAGACACGCUACCAUUCCCUAGGUGGCCUCAUAAUUGCAGUCUAUAAACAAAGAUUUCAGGGUUACAUGUCUGCUUCAUAACAAACGUAAUAGAUAUUGUCUCCUACUGAACUAACAAUUAAAAUGACACUUUAGGGGUCAGUAAAAUACAUUUUCCAGAAACACUUCUAUGAAUAAAGGUUCUAUCCUGAUUUCCAUUAUAUUCACGUUUGAGAUUGAAGGUGACAUUAAAUGUACACUCUGAUGUAGGAAAGCACAAUUUUAUUCAAUUUAUUUCAGUGUAAUGUGAACGUUCAAUGUUACAAAGUUUCACUAUACUAAGGACAAGGAGUAAACAGUAACUUUAAUACAUAUUCUUUUUUUUUUCUAAAAAUAAGUUUUAUUGGAUAUCGAGAUAAAUCUCAACUAAAGAAUAACUUUCUUAUUAAUACGUUUUUAUUUCUUCAAGUAUUUUGUAUAGUUAAAAAUUUAAACUUCUAAAGUUUUUUUUUCCAGCAAUGACGACUAUUAUAAGGGAUUUUUUUAGAAAGGUAAAUUUAGGAUUAUAAAUAAGCAACCAAAGGAAGUCAGACCCCGAAUAAUCAACAAGAUUUCUUUUUAUACAACAAAAUAAUCUUCCUCUAAUAGUAACUGUUUUUCUUCCUUACCCAAUAUCGUCGCGAUUAUUUUAAUGUUGAUAUUUUUAUGUACAUCAUAAUCAACAAUUUUAUAUAUCACACAAUUUGUACAUCUAACUGAAUUGGGUAAUAUCUCUCUCGCUCUCUUGUUCUCUCUCUCCCUCGUUACUUGCAGAAUCUUGCUGCUUUCGUUCUUGUGAAAUGAAAUCAGAAUUACACCUCUAGAAAACAAUCACGUCGAGUACCUUUCGAAUAUUUUUACAAAGUACAAACAGUAUGAAAUUCUUAGUCUCUUGUGCAUAUCAAUGAUGCAUUUCUGACAUGUUUCUGUCAUGAAAUACGAUUGCACUUCUCAUAUUCGGGAAUGCUACUUUACCAUUGUGUAUCUCGCUCUAGUUAAAUCAUUUCGAUUACAUUAAAUAUGUACAGUUCUUGUUCUCUUUUAAACUUAAUUAAAACUUAAAAAAUGAAGAGCUAAACAUACUCGCAGACUCAUAUACGCACUCACGCAUUGCGAUAUACAUACAUUAUAACUUAUACGACAUGAUAUUUAAAAAGCACUAGGGAUAUGUGAAUGUGAUCAAUUUUUUUUACCGUGAUUGGCAGUCGAAACAUAUAAAUACUCAAGGUAAAAACGGGAAUAUGAAAUGCAAAAACAAAAAGAUAUGUAUAAUACAUACAUAAGAAAACACGAAUCAUACGAUAAGAAACAAAAAUGGGAAAGUACAAAAAUUCUGUGGUAUAUCAUCAGGUCGUAUAAGUUGCACAACGGUGUGAUGUACAACGCGUAAAUUCUUAAAUCGUAAGUAGCGCUAAGCACAAAGUACAUUCCAAGUCACACGCAAACUUUCGCACGCAUACACGUCUCAAACAUAUAUUACAGGUACUAUUUACAUGAUCGAGCAGAGUCCCGACAACUCUUGUCCUCGUUCCACGGGUGGUAAAUUGGACAACUUUCUACCUUGCAAAGCAGGCUUAAUAGAGGCAGGCACCAAAGGUUCUGUUACUUCUUCAAUAGGUGUCUCGGUUCCAGGCUUUUCUUUCUCUUUAGGUUCUUCUGGUUCUUUGUUGAUACACAAUGGUUUUGUAAUAUUAAUCUUAAUACGAGACGGCGCCGCUGGAAUCGCUGCCGGCGUAGAAUCCAAUUCUACAUUUCCAUCUAUAGAACUUUUCACAGCAGCGUACGUUGUGUCAACUGAUGCAGGUUCAGCAAUUACGCUCUCUUCUGGGUCUAAUUGUACAAAUGUUUUCAAAAUUUUGAAAAAUUAGUAUACUUCAAGAAAAGCUAUCUUAAACGAUCAACGAAAAAUCUUUAACACCAAUAUCUUUUUAAACUUCCUUUCGGCUGUGACAGUAACUGUUCUUUUGUACUGUAUAAAUCUACUAAUAAAGAUAUCAAACGUACCUGGCUCCGGAUCAACAGGUUCUUCUUUUACUUCCACGCUGGCAAAAUCAAAUUGUUCUUCUUCCAACUGCUCCUCGGGCUCGUCAAGUGGCUCUUCUUUGAUUUUAAUAUUUUCAAACGGUUUAUCUACAAUCUCUGUUUGGGAUUCUUCCGUUUCAGUGGUUGUAGGCACAACCUCUUUCUCCAUGGCUUCACCAUGAAUAGAUUCCUCGUUAUUCUUUUGCAGUUCUUGCUCUUCUUCCACUUUUUCGUUUUGCUCUAUAUCCAUGCUAUCUACAAUCAUGGCUUCAUCUUCUUUUUGAAUAACUUCAGACGUUUCUUCCUGAACAGCCUCUUCCAUCGCUUCAUCGGAGGUAUCUGCUGCUGUUUCAUUUUCAGGAAGCAACGUUUCCAUGCUUAACUCUUCAGUUUUAUUUUCUUCUACUAACGUAUCGUCAGAAUUUUCCUUCUUUUCAUCCUCCAUUUCUUCAAUGGUUUCUUCAAGCGCUAGCGCGGAUUUUUCCAAAGCUCUCUAAUGACGUAAAAAAAGUAUAAAAAUAUUAGAUUCCCAUUUUAGUGAGCACUAUUCAUAUGGAGAUGUGUAUUACUGAUCACUAUAUACGUGCAACAAUAUUACGGAAAUAAAAAUUUACGUCAACUCUCUAAACUGUACUAAUGUAUAUACAGGAUUAUCAUCAAUAUUCCAUCAAACUCACUGCAAGGACAUAUUUAGCAUAAAAAAAAAACAAUAAAAUAAGUUGAUGUAGAUAUGUGCUCUAUUCGACCGUCUCUAAGUUGUAGCGAGUUUUGUGUAUUGAAAAUACUUCCAGUUUACCUUCACAAUAGAUACCGAAAGCGGCGAACCAACUCUCAAAUGAGAAGGUUCAUUUAAUUUAAUUUUCUCCUUUAAAGAAUCGUUGUAGUACGAAGUAUGACAUAACUAGAAAUUAUUAAUGGUAUAACUUCAAAUAAAUUUCUAUUUAAAUUAAUUAUAUUCCCAAAACUUAUUUAAAUUCAUAACCAAAGUGAAUACUACAUUUUAUAUGACAUCCUGUACAUAGCUACUAGUUUAGAACUGUUGAUAAUAUAUAACACAGUACUUAUUUAACAAGAUGAAAAAAUAUUGCAGAGUAUAUUGAACUCGUUUAACACAUAUGAAUAAUUUUAAUAGUUUAAUCAUUUUUAAACAAUCAGUAUGAUUGCUUCUACUUGAUUAUUCAUUUAAUGCUGAAAAUAAACAUGUAACACAAAAGGAAACAAAUCUUAUGAAAGGGGAAGAGACAAACUGAAAAGGUAUAUGACAGCUUUUACGUUACGUUCGUCAGUGCCUAAUUAAUUCCACUAUAUCUAUACGUGAAGAAACAGUUUGCAAGUGCAAUAUAUGAAUAUUAGUUAUUAUUAAUAAGCACAUACCACAAGACUCUUUUCCUAUUUUUUGUAAGAAUGCAACAGAUAGAAAAUUCGUUAAUAAACUUAUAUUGAUAUUGUAAUUGAUCGAAAAUACAGCGGAAAAUUGUUAACAUAAACCCCAUUAGAAAAUGAAAGCAGAGUACCAACCUUGUAGUCCUCUAAACACAGUGGAUGGUAAUUCUUUCCUUCGAAAUUAAUUGCCGGUCUUAAAUGCCAUUCUUCCUUCUCUUCAUUGUAAAAUUGUUCAAAUGCAUCAUGGCACACUUGACACCUGGAAUCCUCAUCAGAUCCCGUAGGAACACUAGGUUGCAAUGUUUCCUGAGGAGAGUCUUCUGGUGCAAUACCUUCUGUAUCUGCCGUUUGUUUCUCCGUUUCGAACCAACUUUGUGCUAAAUAAACAAAACCCAUUGAAUACUUUGUAAAUACAAAAAACUCUGAAAUACGAUUAACACUUUCAACUUCUGUACCUCUGUCCUCCAGAUCUUCAAUUUCUUCAAAUUGUAUCCAAUCGCUAACAUCAUAGUACCAAGGUCGUGAAUGAGCUUUCCUCGCAGAAUCUCUUUCUCGCCUAUUUUGUCUGAAAUGCCAAUCUAAAUGAUGACUGUAACGGGUCGCCAAUUCAGGCGCAAAUCUAGCACCGCAGGAGCUGCACUGCAUUCCACUGUAUAAUGCUGCUGCGAUCGCUGGUUGUUUACUGUAAAGAACAUAAAGCGUCUCUGGCUUAUCGAAUGAGACGGGGAUAAUUUCCGGUUCCUUCUUUUCUUCUUCUUCUUCUGGUUUCUUCUGCUCCGAGAGGUUUGGUACAAUACCAGUUUCAACGAGUCUCUGGAACAACUCGUUCAUGUUCAACGGUAACGAUAAUGCUGGAGCAGUCGACGAUGGAUUUUCCGCUGGUUCUGCUUGAUACGACAGACCAGAUGCUGGGGCCAUUGCGGAUGGUAAUACCGAAGACAACAUAUCCAAUUGCAAGUCUGAAAUUACGAGAAUUUUCGCUACAAGACUAAUGAAAUGUUACAUAGAAGUGUACACGAAAAAUACGCCUAAUAAUAACAAUUGAUUACAACGGAUGUAAGAUGUUGCUUUACG